AUGGCAGCCCCCGAUCCUCCCCCGAAGUUCUCCAUUGCCCUCGGUGCUAAGAAGGCCGCGCCGCAAAAUACCAAGAAACGGCCGCACUCGACCCUCCACGAUUCCGACGACGAAGACGAGGGCGCACCCAAAGCGCAGGAUGUCUCGCACUUCGACGCAUCCGCCGGCGGCGCAAUCGACGCCGCCAAACCAAAAGACGAAAAAGGCCCCCUCGUCAUCACGAAGCAAGCGAACCGCGACUGGCACGCCGAAAGCCAGGCCCGCAAGCGUCAGAAGAGCCAGCUGCCCACCCGCCCCCAAGCGAACGGCCACGAAGACGCCGAGGACUUCCCCGAAGAGAAGCCGGUAUACGGCCUCAAUGUGGUGAAGAAGGCGGAUGCCGCGGAAGCUGGUGGAGACGCGGAUGCAGAAAAUACGACACAGGAUGCCACUGCUGCGCCGGCUGUGCCUAAGACGGAUGACCAGCUGGCGCUCGAGGCGCUGAUGGGUGAAGGAACGUCGUCCAACCUGGUUGUGCCCAUUGCCGAUAACGAGGAUGAGGCCUUCGCCCGCGACUAUGGACUCGCGCCCGACGUCGCAACACUCGAGGAAUACGAGGCCGUGCCUGUGGAACAGUUUGGAGCCGCUAUGCUGCGCGGCAUGGGCUGGAAAGAAGGCGAGGCCAUUGGCAGGCGGAAAGGUCUGAAGGCUGUGCAGCCAAGAGUUCUGGAGAAGAGGCCCGCAUUGCUAGGUAUCGGCGCGAAGCACGACGCGGCGAUUGCUGAAGAGCUGGGUGCGUGGGGUAAAGGCGGUAAAGGAAGAGGGAAGCCAGCGCAAUCGUACAACCCAGUCGUGAUGAGGAACAAGCAGACUGGGGAGCAGUUCACCGAGGAGGAGCUGAAGCAGAGACUUGCGGAGCAAGAAGCCGAAGAUGCGGCACGCGCGCGUGAGCUUGCAAGAAAGAAGGAUUCCCCUCCCCGCGAUUCGGAUAGGCGUCCGGAGAAGUCAUCAAGACGUCACAGAUACAUCGAGGAUGACGAACCCGAUCGCCGUGACAGAGAUAGACGAAGGAGAGAGAAGGAUUCGGAUAGGGACUACGACAGUAAGAGCCGGUCCUCGCGACGCGACCGCGACCGAGACCGAGACCGCAGCGCUUCUGACGAAGAUCGCUACCGGAAACGCAAGUACGACAGUAAAGACUACGACAAAACGGAUAGGGAUAGGGAUAGGGAUCGCGAUCGCGACAGAGAUCGCAAGCACCGCGACAGAAGCCGGGAUGAUUACUACUCCAAGUCUUCUUCGCGCCGCGAUCACCUUGACAAAAGCCGAGACAAAUACCGCGACUCGGACCGUGAACGGCGCCGGCGCCGGGACGAUUGA
Messenger RNA from Diplodia corticola, 1359 nucleotides. RefSeq names its product pre-mrna-splicing factor spp2. Gene Ontology annotation, molecular function: nucleic acid binding. The record is from RefSeq and is a predicted model, not a curated record. Lineage: Eukaryota; Fungi; Ascomycota; Dothideomycetes; Botryosphaeriales; Botryosphaeriaceae. The transcript has a single exon. The coding region runs from base 1 to 1359 and encodes 452 amino acids. Gene Ontology annotation, biological process: mRNA splicing, via spliceosome. Gene Ontology annotation, cellular component: spliceosomal complex.